CGACAGACUUAUAUCUCCAGGGGCCAGUGCCUUGAUGCCUGAUAUCGUGGAUCGAACAUUCUCCAAGGCCGAAUCUUAAUACCAAACGCACCCAGCCACGAGAAACUCCUGGCUUCAGUUACAAUAAAGGCACUAUAGAGCCGCUGCAUACAACGCAACCUCGAUAUGUCUGGCACAAACUCAUACUUCGUUCCUGGAUAUGGAAUCUCGCGAACUGUAAUACAAAACGAGAUCCAUUACUAUUGUGGUCCGAACUCGAUCGUCCGACCGUAUACGCUCCAGGGACGCGACGGCUUCCUGGUAACAACGUCUGGUCCUCCUCUGACGCAGGCGCAAAUCGAGGAUCUCAAGAUCUCAUCCCGAGAAUACGAAGAAAAACAGUCAAGAAUAGCGGGCGAGGCCACUGUCUUUGUCAACAAGCCCAUCGCGGUACAUCAGAGGCUUCGAAGAGGCUGACGGCAGGUCCGACACGAAUUUGUUAAAACCACCUUCCAUUGCGGCGAGCUUGAACCAUUUGUCCUGCUUAGCGCAGCAUUUAUAAUACGUUUCCGUUUCGAUACCACUUGUCUGGGUAGGAGUGGCGCAGAUAGUCCCUUUUGUGGUUGGAGUCUUGUAUGUUGGACCUUUGCCUGCAGUUGUUUGGAAGAGAUCUCUCCUUGGAGAAGGGCCAUGCAUGCUGGACGGCGUUCAAUCAUGCUGCACGCUGAGAUGAUUAUACAUUAGCACUGGAAUUUGUACCC
Molecule: messenger RNA, 740 nt
Organism: Paraphaeosphaeria sporulosa
Lineage: Eukaryota; Fungi; Ascomycota; Dothideomycetes; Pleosporales; Didymosphaeriaceae
Exons: 4
Coding region: 166-456 (96 amino acids)
Source: RefSeq, a predicted model, not a curated record